CAGCUCCACAGUGCGUACUUGUGUUUUAUUGAUGAUGAUGGUGAUGAUGAUGAUGAUGUGAUAACCUGAUGAGAGAGCCAGUUGCCACGGCGGCUGCUGCCAUGUCGUACCAUCCGCAUCUCGGUGCCGCUCAGCCCUCGUUCCUCGCCGCGCUGUCUCUACCAGAUGUCGCCCAGUCGGAGCGCUAUUCCUCCGCCUCUGACGCGCGGCGGCGCGCGGAUCUGCGCCGCCAGCCUCAAGCGGCUCAUCCGCGCUCCCUCACGAGCCUGCAGCUCGAACCUGGAUCCGAUGAUGACCCGGUCGUCACACUGGAGUCAAAGAAUCUGUGGGAUGAAUUUCACAAAAUGGGGACCGAGAUGGUGAUUACAAGGUCUGGAAGGAGGAUGUUCCCGCCUUUUAAAGUGACAGUAGACGGGCUGCAGGAGUCGGACAAGUACAUCAUGCUAAUGGACAUCGUCGCUGUCGAUGAAUGCCGUUACAAGUUUCACAACUCCCGCUGGAAGGUGGCGGGGAAAGCUGACCCUGAGAUGCCAAAGCGUAUGUACAUUCACCCAGACAGCCCCUCCAAAGGAGAGCAGUGGAUGAGCAAACCCGUCACUUUUCACAAACUCAAACUCACCAACAAUAUUUCCGACAAGCGCGGGUUUACAGUUUUGAAUUCGAUGCAUAAAUACCAGCCCAGAUUUCACAUUGUGAGAGCCAACGACAUAAUAAAGCUUCCGUACAGCACGUUCCGGACUUAUGUUUUCCCAGAGAUGGAGUUCAUCGCUGUCACUGCCUAUCAGAAUGAAAAGAUUACGCAGCUGAAAAUCGACAACAAUCCCUUUGCCAAAGGAUUCAGAGACACAGGGAAUGGGAAACGAGAAAAGAGGAGCAUACAAGAAAACCUAACUGUGCUGCACGAGGGCCAAAGCACAGCGGAGCAGGACAGCGGCGAUUCUGACGACUCGGGUGAACAACGCAGUACGAGUGAUGCCAUCUAUUCCCCUCUGGAGCUGGUCAGCAGCCCUCUGAUGUCCACACCAUCCUGCUUCGACGAGAACAACACUGGGUGUGAUUCGGAUUGUGAUCAACAAAGCGAGGACACUGCUGAAGCCAACUGUUCCUGGGAUAGAUAUACGUCUGCUCCGAGUCUGAGAAGUGAGGAGCUACUGCGUAACAGGUCGGCUCUUAGUAAGAGUCAUGACUGCCAGGAUGCAACCAAUGAAAGGACAGUGUUCAGAACAUCAGAUGAUAUGUACUCCAUGAAGAGGGACUCGUCAAUAGAGCACAUGGGUGACAUCCUGUCGUCUCUCAGAUGUGGUCACCGUCAGAUUUUGGAUUUUUCAGGUGCAAACAGGCAACACUUGCUGAAGUUUGGUGCGCCUUUUUUGUUUCACCCUGGACAAUUGACAGUGAAGCCAGAGGCUUUCCCCGCUACGACUACAGCACAUCGAUUUUCCUCUUUGUCUGGAGUGGAUGAACUAGGAAUCCCACUGUCACCAUAUGGAGGAUAUCCGUACUGCUUCGUGGCUGCCCCAGCUGCAGUCGCCCCGGCUCUCCCCGCUUCUUCUGCAACCUUAUCUCUCUCCAGAAACCACUGUGUGCACGGAUCUCGACCUUGGUUGCGAUUUAGCCCCUAUCAUCUCCCGACAUCUGCCACCUCACACCCAUGCCUGCUCGCAGAGUUUUCGUCUGGGAGUUCACACUCACAGUCCAAACCGGACAGCAGAAAGCCAGGUCCUGUUUGUGUCAAUCACAGCUACGAGAAGGCCAAGCAGAGGACUGCUCCACUUCAAACCACCUCUAAAGCUUCUGUAUAUGAGGUGCUUAGAGGAGCUGAUAAACCACGAUAAACUCUCCUAUUGUUGUGAUGGACAAUGAUGAAAAAAGGCAUUUAAUUGACAUAAGGAAAAAAAAAAUGUUAUGAUCAUAAUGCACAUUAUGAUCAAAGAACAGUAGGUAUUGCUGCUAUACUGAAUAACCCCAUCACAGACUCGGGGUGUGAAUCACAAGGUACCUCAUGAUAUGUGAUACACGGUCCAUGAUACCAAUAAUAUCACGAUACUAUAACGAUUCUGUGAUAAUCAAUAUAUUGCAAGACAAUCAUAGUUCAGGAUUUUUCUAUUUAUUCACAACAUAGAGAACAAAUUGCAUAAAGUCUAUGUGUUCAACGUGGAUGAGGCAUUUCUUUUAUGACAAUAUUUCACCUAAUAGAUAUUUUGACCCUCCCCUAUAACAGACCCCACUACAAUCGAAAUCUUGGAAAAUUAACAAGUCUUUUAAAGUCAUUUUUUUGGAUUGUGUGGUUGUAUGAGGUCCAAAGGUAGUGCUCACUGACAGUGGUCAAUACUUACUACCUUUAACCACACUGCAAAAAAAAACAAGUAUCCCCUUAAUGUGUCCAUACAACAAACACCAUGAGUCAGCCAUAAGCCACCAAUGCCAUACUUGUGUAUUUCCACCUUAGAACUGUAAUAAUGUAAUAAAAAAAAAAAAACAUUACAUGUGGAAUACAGAGUUGCAAUCAUUGCCACGUGGGCAUUUUCAAUAACAUUACAUGUAUAAGAGGUCACAGUUUUAUUUAAGGUUCAACACAAUUUAAAGAGUUGUUUUCAUGUCAUGUCUAGGGCUCCAUACAAGCAUGUUAUGCUGUGGUCAUGCAGGGCAUGCAGUAAGUCAAUGCGAGGAUGCGAGGAGACAGGUGGCGCUCCAUUCACUCGAGCUGAAAAAUGUCCACUUUGGCGAAAACUAAAACCAGUGUUCUCCUGACCUCACAUCCGUAACUUGACAUCACAUAUGUGACACUAAAAGUUUUAUCUGGUGCAAAGCAAAUAUUUGCAUUCAGUGGUUCCAUGGUGUUAAGAAACUACAGUGGCCUUUGCAUCCCAGAAAUGAUAUUAACAUUCUUUCAAUUUCCCUCUCUCUCUCUCUCUCUCUCUCUCUGCUUCGUCCUUAUCACUUAUUACUUUAUGUAUCAGGUUCAUGUGAGCAGAGCCAUUCUUCUGCAUUUGAAAGUAUAUAAGAAGUAAAAAGUACUUCUAAGGCUAUAAAAAACAAACUACUUUUAUUUUAAAGCAAUGAUACAUUUAUACAAGCAUACUUUCGUCAAUCAAAUUGUAGCACUCUGGACCUCUAAGACCUUACCCAUACCCGCCUGCUUCUUGAUUUGCCUGCAUGCUUGACUGUGAUGCCAACUGCCCAUCAUCUCUUUGUAC
Solea solea (common sole) is the source of this 3197-nucleotide messenger RNA. RefSeq names its product T-box transcription factor TBX3-like. Gene Ontology annotation, molecular function: DNA-binding transcription factor activity, RNA polymerase II-specific; RNA polymerase II cis-regulatory region sequence-specific DNA binding. Gene Ontology annotation, cellular component: nucleus. Gene Ontology annotation, biological process: regulation of transcription by RNA polymerase II; positive regulation of DNA-templated transcription; cell fate specification. NCBI's taxonomy places the organism in Eukaryota, Metazoa, Chordata, Actinopteri, Pleuronectiformes, Soleidae. The coding region runs from base 69 to 1835 and encodes 588 amino acids. The record is from RefSeq and is a predicted model, not a curated record. The transcript is spliced from 7 exons.